UCUUUGAGUACUUCUCGCUUUUCCAGUACUGAAUCCAUGGCUUCCCAAGUAGUGGCUUCUGAAUCCUUUGGUAUAUCUCUGCAAAUGAGGGCAAGAGAGGUGAACGACUCGGGCAACGUCGAAAUUCGCUACGUCGGGAGUUGCCGAGAACUCAUGCGGAACCCCAACGGCGGCUACACCCCGAUCCAUGAUAACUUCAACUACCUUUCGAUACCUGCGGUUUUCAUCCGAGUUCCUCCCCAGGUACUCUUAAUCCCGGAAUGGCACCAACGCUACCUUAACUCCCUGCUCUGUUUACGGCUCAACCUCGAAGACGCUCCACUCCGCGCGACCGUGGCCGAGCAUAUCUCGUCGUUCGCGUUGCAGCAUCAGGCGGUCUCCCGGUUCGGGGGGUAUUUCAUGACGGUCGAAUUGAAUUUCUUCCACAAUAUAUUUCGCGAUGAGGGAUCCUCUAAUCCUAUAACGUCCUUGAGUGAUAGGGAAUUGGCACCCAAUGGCGGCGCAUCAAGAAGUGCGAUCAUCAGAUUGAUGGAGAAGGGGAGCUUUGUUGCGAGCAAGAGCGAUGAUCAAGAGUUGGGAAUGUGCAGCAUAUGUUUGGAGGAGUUUGCAUCUUCGAAUGGGGCAGAAGAGCUUCUUCGCAUGGAUUGCUCACAUGUUUAUCAUCGUGCUUGUAUAUUGCCCUGGCUGCAAAAGUCGAAUACAUGUCCAGCAUGCCGUCGCCAUGUGGAUUGACUCUUGAUGAUCUGAUGAUCCUUUAAUUACUUCAGAAACUUUGAUGAUCCAUUCAGUCUCAAUCAUAUUGUACAUUCAAUCUUGUAGUUAUGAAGUCUUUGA
Carya illinoinensis is the source of this 834-nucleotide messenger RNA. Its product is annotated as E3 ubiquitin-protein ligase SDIR1-like. The record is from RefSeq and is a predicted model, not a curated record. NCBI's taxonomy places the organism in Eukaryota, Viridiplantae, Streptophyta, Magnoliopsida, Fagales, Juglandaceae. The transcript has a single exon. The coding region runs from base 37 to 732 and encodes 231 amino acids.